AUGUCGUCAAUCGACAAAAAUGAUGACUUGCACGGCGAGAAGGCCGCCAUUGAGCAAUCCGAGGUCUUGGUCAAUACGGAUCUCAUGAACGAUGCCUUCGAUGGCGAGAACCGCGAACAUGAGAUGUCUACGUGGGCGGCCAUUAAGAGCCACCCCUGGGCUUGUUUAUGGGCAUUCACCAUGUGUUUCACUAUUGUCAUGGAGUCCUUCGACAUGUUCCUGAAUGGUAACUUUGUCGCGCUUCCCCAUUUUAAAAAGGUGUACGGCGUCGAGGUCCCGGGACACGGUAAAACUAUUGAAACCAAAUGGCAGAGUUCUCUCUUCCAGGCUGGUCAAUGUGGCGCUUUCAUCGGUGUAUUCUUGGCCGGUCCCAUCACUAACAAGUUUGGCUACCGCUGGACUACUAUCUUCGCCCUGAUGCUUAUGAACGCCACCAUCUUUGUUUCCUUCUUUGCCAACUCACUCACCCUCCUUGUGGUCGGCCAAGCCCUAGAAGGUGUCCCUUGGGGAUUCUUCAUUGCAAACUCCCCCGCCUAUGCCAGUGAGAUUGUUCCUCUCUCCCUGAGAGGUGCCUGUACAGCUACACUGCAAAUGAGUUGGUCCAUCGGUUCAAUCAUUGUCGCCGGAGUAACCUACGGCUUCAAUAAGCGCAACGAUGAGUGGGCUUGGCGAGUGCCUCUUGCCUUACAGUGGAUCUUCCCUACUCCCCUCUUGAUCCUCCUUUUCUUCGCUCCCGAAUCACCUUGGUGGCUGAUCCGCCGCGGACGCAAAGCAGAGGCCCUUCGUUCCAUCGAGCGGCUUGGUAGUAAAUCCCACGAGGAAGCUCAGCAGUCCCUUGCCAUGAUAGAGCGAACCGUUCAGAUCGAAGCUCAGAUGGGCGGGUCCCCAACUCUCCUCGACCUUCUCAAGGGAACCGACCUAAGACGAACAAUCAUUACCUGCUUGAUCUAUGCGUCGCAGAACUUUGCCGGUAACUUGAUUGCCAAUCAAGCAACUUACUUCUUCGAGCAGGCCGGCAUGGGGCCCGAACGUUCCUUCCAGCUCAACCUGAUCAACUCGUGUCUGCAAUUGGUUGCCAACAUAAUCGCUCUGCCUCUGGCCUCCUCAUUUGGUCGCCGAACCAUCUAUCUCUGGGGCACAGCCACCAACGUGACUCUGCUCAUGGUCCUUGGUGUUUGCGCCUCUAUCAGCCAGAACCAAGCAACCAACUACGCCCAGGCCGUUUUGGGAAUCCUUAUCUCCUUUGUCUUUGCCGGUAGUCUCGGACCCAUCUCGUACACCAUUAUUGCCGAGACCUCCUCCGUCCGUCUUCGCGCUUUGAGCACCGGUGUUGGUCGUGCCGCCUACUACGUUGCCGAGAUCCCCAUGAUCUACCUUGCUUCGCAGAUGCUCAACCCCGGUGGAUGGAACCUCGCUGGAAAGUGUGGUUAUGUCUGGGGAGGUACCGCUUGUGUCUGCUUCGCCUCGGCCUACUUCUUCCUUCCUGAGCUCAAGGGCCGUUCUUACCGUGAGAGUGAUAUCUUGUUCAAUCGCAGGAUUCCUGCUCGGAAGUUCAAGUCGACCGUUAUUGAUGUUAGGGAUAACGAGCAUUCUCGGCGUCGAAACGGAAAGCUGGCUUCCUGUGAGCCUUGCCGUAAAGACAAAGUGCGGUGCGACCAUGCCCAGCCUGUGUGUGAACGCUGUCAGAAACGGGGUUACACCAGUAGUCGGUGUUUCUACCAUCCUGCGCCGUUGACCAGCACCAGAAGACGACCAGAUAGGCAUAGUCAGAUUCACCUAUCACCUUCGCCUUCCUUGAGAAAUCUAGGCAACCCCAUGUCUGACUCUGAAACCCUGGACGCUUUGGCAGAAUGCCCGUCAGUUAUUCAGCCGGCACUUCGAACUGAACAGUUGCUGCCAGCGGGGUACUUGGGCCCGACAAGCUUCAUCGCAGGGCUUGAGGAGAAUGUUGAUCUUUUUCUUCAUAGUGAACAGUCAAAUACAGUUGGAAGCGAGAAUUCCACCAUAGCUCUAUCUCCUGGGUUAGUCAAGAAGACCGCAGAGAUUCUUCGCUGCUUGCAAGAUUUCUCUGCUAUUAAGAACUUGGUCCAGAAAUACUACAGCGUCUCUCAAACUGCCGUCAUUCCAUCAUCAUUGAUCCUCAACGCACUGGACGAGCUUGAGGUCACUGUUAACGCAAUUUUGUUUGGGCCAGCCUCUGAUGAACAACUGUUUACAUUCAGCACAUUCGUAAUACACAAUACUAGCAAGGCUUUGAAGAUCCCACAGAACAGCGAUGGGACAGUGUUUCACAAAUGUUUUACUGGCCCUUCUCUUCGCUUGGAGAUCAUUGGAGUUAUAUGCGCUCUAGCAGGCCGGGCCAGCUAUUUCGGGCUAGCUGACAGUGCAGUUCGUGAUACCGAGUCACGAACCCAAUUCUCUCACAAAAUGUUGGUUGCAUGCGAUCUUACUAUUCACAUAUGCAAGAGUCUAACGGGCUUGAAUGAUCUUUCUCUCUGGCUUGUCCACGAAGACCUCCUCUUGUCGAAACUGCUUCGGGGUGAUUCUAGUUCGGUGACAUGGAACCGCCUAGGUGAACUUGCCACAGAUAUAUUUGAGCUUGGUGCGCAUAGGGACACCCCUAGCUUAUUACCGCUUUUCAUUCUCGAAUCCCGACGAAGGCUCUUUGCGGCUUCCUAUCAGCUCGAUAAAAGUAUUGCGACUUUUCUUGGACGACCACCUCGCAUUUCAUGGAGGCACUCUGAUUGCCGUCUUCCUCUCGAUAUCAGUGAUGUGGAUUUGGCUGGGCACACCCACAUACUAGAGGCUGCCCGGCGCUCUUUAGAUUCUAAUGGAUGGAAUACAAAAAAGGUCUAUCAGCAAGCAUCUUGGAUACGGCUACGAUUUAUUAUCAGUACAUUCCGAGAAGAAAUUUUGGAGCUGUCACUUCAAAAUCCAAGUCCAAAUAGAACGGAACAAUUGCGGGAUGUCUCUAGUCGCUGCUACGAGGCUUGGAAUUUGUUGCCCGAACAUCUUCAAUAUACGUCCAGUUGUUGGGAGUCCGACCUUCCUAUAGGAGUGAAGUUGAUAUCGAUCAUUUCAUAUCUCGCCUACCUUUACAAUGAGUUCUCGAUCCAAAGCCUAUUGUACCAGGAUUCUAAAAAAUCCAAUGCUGCGCUACUAGACGUCAGCUCUGAAAUUCUCUCCACUGUGUUGACCCUGGGCCGACAGUGGGAGCGAUCUGUUGAUAUUAAGGGUGACUUCACUUGGAUCGCUCUUGUCUAUGGAUUCUCAUGCGCCGGCGUUUUGAUCCGAGCAAUACAGGAGCAAGCUCGGACAGGCCAGCCACUAUUGUAUUCCGGGUCUCGAUCAUCCCUCAUUCGCAACUUGAGCGUCUUUAUCUCACAACUGGAGUCCAUGGCCGGUCCGGAGCAGGCGACAUCUCCAUUAUUCAUCCGUGCAACGUCGGUCUUCUCGGGUAUUAUCGACGAAAUAUUGGAGCCGAGACCUGAAGUUCCCGUCGACGGCACCAAUCUUGAUGCGAUGUUGGAUUCUGAUAUUGACACUUUCUCUUUUGAUCUUCAGGGGAUGGACUUGUUUGGGACCCAGGAUUUUCGGGUUGCCUUUGAUGAUAUGCUUUACUAA
Penicillium mononematosum is the source of this 3624-nucleotide messenger RNA. RefSeq lists its product as uncharacterized. Gene Ontology annotation, biological process: transmembrane transport; regulation of DNA-templated transcription; DNA-templated transcription. The transcript has 10 exons. The coding region runs from base 1 to 3624 and encodes 1207 amino acids. The record is from RefSeq and is a predicted model, not a curated record. Gene Ontology annotation, molecular function: carbohydrate:proton symporter activity; zinc ion binding; DNA-binding transcription factor activity, RNA polymerase II-specific. Gene Ontology annotation, cellular component: membrane. NCBI's taxonomy places the organism in Eukaryota, Fungi, Ascomycota, Eurotiomycetes, Eurotiales, Aspergillaceae.